Pteronotus mesoamericanus is the source of this 2082-nucleotide messenger RNA. RefSeq names its product chromosome unknown C3orf52 homolog (gene CUNH3orf52). Lineage: Eukaryota; Metazoa; Chordata; Mammalia; Chiroptera; Mormoopidae. The coding region runs from base 57 to 719 and encodes 220 amino acids. The transcript has 6 exons. The record is from RefSeq and is a predicted model, not a curated record.
CCUCGGGUGUGUGCUGCCUGUUUCCCGGCGGCCUGUGUUGUCCAGCUCUGAGGUCCAUGGACGGAGCCAGGCCCCCCUCGCCCGGAAACGAGCUGGAGCUCUCGGAGGUCGAGGGGCAGCUGGAAGAGCAGACGCCUCUCAAUGGAGCCAUCCGGAUCAUCCCUUUACCGGCGGAGGAGCCAAGUCCAGCCCAGGCUAAGCAGAAAAGCCCUUGGAGCUCCUGCAACAGGAAAUUGUGUGGAAAGUGUAAACUGUGGAUGGCCAUCGUCUCCAUUUUCAUAGGCCUCAUUAUAGUGCUCAUCAUGAGUUUAUGUCUUAUGAAAGUAACUUACAUGGAUGAAGAUGAAAAUGAAAUACUUGAGUUAUCAUCAAAUAAAACAUUUUUGGUCACAUUAAAGAUUCCAGAGGAGUGUGUUACUGAAGAGGAAUUGCCUCACCUGCUCAAGAAAAGGCUCAUAGAUGUGUACACUUCGUCGCCAUCUCUGAGCCGUUAUUUUACUUCAGUGGAAACGAACUUCAGUUUGCCUUUCAGAGGAGAAAAUGCCACCAUAACCUACUACCUGCAGUUUGGGGUUCCACUGGAAGAUGAAAAUUUUAUGAAGUAUAUGAUGAGUGAGGAAUUGGUGUUAGGCAUUUUGCUACAGGAUUUCCAUGAUCAGAACCUGUCUGGUUGUGAAACGCUGGGGCUUGAUCCAGAGUCCCUCUCCCUGGAUGAAUGAAGUGGUAGAGGUCGGUCCCGUGUGUGAAAGCUGUGAUCCCCUGAAUCGUGGGAUGAGGAGAAUCCAUUCUAUUUUAUAGGAAAAAAAAACACUGUGAAUUAACAUUGAAGGACUUGAAAUGACUAGAGUGGUGGACACGGUCCUUUUUCUCCUGAUUGUACAUAGUUAUGAUGUCUAGCAAAACAGCACCCAAGAGCUGUUCUGGUUCCACUUUUGACAAAGGUACGAAGCCAGAUGGGACGGGGUGACGGGGUAGCAUGGUAGACCUUGCAGUGUGAGGCCAUCGCUAUUCUGGAAGCACUAGCUGUUUCCACCCACAUGUGGACACCUUCUUUUUAGUGUUAGGGUAGACUUUCAGGCAGGAUCCUGCCAACCUGUGCUGGUGGAGUGAGCCCAGGGAAAGGUUGCAGUAGGUAAGGGAGAAAUGAGCCAAUAACUUACUGAAAUCCCCCUCCCACACACCAUUAUAUUGGAUCUACCUCUAAGCAAGCCUGUGAGAAAAAGAAAGGCACUUUAUAGGAUCAAAGUAGCAUAGCUCUGUGUCUACUUUCAUGACCUGUAGCUACAUUUCUUAGGUAACCAGCUGUACGAAGGCACAUUAUCCGAUGUUACUGUGUUAUCUGUAGCUGCAGAAAUAGAUGUGCGUUUUUAAAUUAUUUUUGCAUCUCCUCAUUGUUCCUGUGGCUUCUGAACACCUAGCAACAUGCUUCUCUGAGAGUUGAACACACUAUCAUUUUGGAUAGUUCUUCCCUGUAUAUUUUCACAACCUUCCAUCAGGGAGUCAUUAGGACUCCUUACCAUCUGCUGUAGCUGACACAUUGGCUUUCCAUUGCCCAGUGUCAGUGGCCUUCCUGUAGGACUCAGUAUCUUCAGGCAUUGACUGUGGAGCUUAUUGAAGACGGUUAUGAAACAGGAGAACCACUCUCUGAAAUAAACUGUUGGGAGCUUAAUGCUUGUUCAUUUGCAGGGUGGGGGGAAUAUUAGUGAGUGGAUCAGUCAUUUGCAGAUGUAGAGUUGCCUGUCAUGAGGGAACAGAAUAUUUGGUUGGUUGGGAAAAUUGUUUGCUGGGAAUUUUCCAGGAGAGAGUUUUGUGACCCUAUAAUGGAAGUUCCUUUACCCUAACAUCUCAAUUAGAUUGGCCUGAGGUGGAAGUUAGUAUGAGGGGCAGCUGUGUAUGGAGAUGUGUCUGAGGUAGAUUUGCCCUGACCUCUCUGUGACCCAGGACUCUGGUUAUUGUGAACUUUCUUAUUUAACUGGAAGAUACAUUUAUUUUAACACAGUGUAUCAUUUUUGAGGAUAGUUCCUCAAACUAGAGAAACAGGUGAAUUAUCCUUCUUCCUCUUUAUUUUUUACAUGUCAAGUG